AGUGUAAGCGUUACUUAAGCGGAGACUUGUUACAUAGCGUCCGUAACUGCAUCUUCUUUAUCUAGAAGUUAACACGUCUGUCUGUGACAGUAUAAAGGCUACUGCGCCCGCGCUUCGCUGAGCUUUCGGUCUUCAGUCACUUGCUGCAUUUUAGCGCUCAACUGCGGACAGCAUUACAGUGAAGAUGCUUAAAGCCAUCGGCCAAACUUUGUUUUCUUCUGGACUCCAGCAGCCAAAAUUCACUGCUCAACCGAGUAAGGGUGAAGACUAUGAGGUCCGCACUUACCACACAACAAACUGGGUCAGCACAACUGUGACUGGCAUGGAGCAGGACCCGGCCUUUAGCACAGGCUUCAGAAGACUCUUCAAAUACAUCCAGGGGAAUAAUGACAAGAAGUGUAAGGUGGAGAUGACGGCACCAGUGAGCUGUCUGAUUGAGCCUGGUGCUGGACCCGCGUGUGAAAGCACCUUCACAGUGUCCUUCUACAUCCCUGAGGAACAUCAGGCUGACCCACCCAAACCCACUGAUCCAGAAGCUUUCAUUGAGAACAGAAAAGAGUUCACCGUUUUUGUGAGGACCUUUGGAGGCUUUGCUAACAGUGAGAGCAGCCGUGCUGAGCUUCUGAGACUGAUAGAGAGCCUCAAGAGGGAUGGAAUGAAGUUCAAGGAGGCUCCGUUCUACAGAGCAGGAUAUGACAGCCCCUUCAAACUGACCAACCGUAGGAAUGAAGUGUGGCUGAUCAAAGAUGAGGAAUAAAAGUCCCAACGAUCAAAUGGUCAUGCAUUAUGAUGUGAAUGUAGGAAGAGGGCAAUUUAUUUGUUUGAACUUAACAAUAGUUAUUGUGUAGAUGCUCCGUUUAUUAUGUACCGCAAGUGCCUGUAUGUUUUUAUGAGAAUUUAACACUGUACUAAUUGUGUAUCUCAUCAAUAUUUUAAAGCAACAUUUUUAGGUAACGACAGUUAUCUGCUUAAUUAUACAAAAAUAAUGUAGUAAAUAACUUCUAAUUAUCUGUCAGACUGACACAUUGCCUAAAUCUCUUGCAAUGUCACUAAUAAAGUCUCAAAGCACUUAG
Molecule: messenger RNA, 1073 nt
Organism: Carassius gibelio (silver crucian carp)
Lineage: Eukaryota; Metazoa; Chordata; Actinopteri; Cypriniformes; Cyprinidae
Gene: hebp2
Product: heme binding protein 2
Exons: 5
Coding region: 185-757 (190 amino acids)
Cellular component (GO): cytoplasm
Source: RefSeq, a predicted model, not a curated record